Phytophthora megakarya is the source of this 951-nucleotide messenger RNA. The record is from the annotation of a GenBank genome assembly. NCBI's taxonomy places the organism in Eukaryota, Oomycota, Peronosporomycetes, Peronosporales, Peronosporaceae.
AUGGAACCGUCCCAGCGAGCCGGAACUGCCCCGAAGCCGCGUCAAAAAAAAUUCUUCGAUUUUGUGCGAAGGGACAAAGGGGAUCUAACGGCAAUGACCACACUCCAAGCUAAGUUGAAGCCCAAACGCGUCAGAUUUGCCGACGAAACCUCGGUGACAGAAGAUGUAACACAACGAGAGGAAGUCAACGGUGUGCCAACAGAGGACUCGGCCCGUCUGGAAGCAGAGUUCUCAAGAGUAACGGCACCCAACGGUGAUACCCCCGUGUUGCCUGACGCGGAAGAUGUGCCCCCUAACGGUCCAAAGAGAACGUCGAAGAAGGAUCGCGACUGCUCAGGACGAGGAGUUGUGGUGAGCGAAUUUGAAGAUAGUUCUCCACGGAGAAGAACCAACCCUAACCGAGACGCGUGGAAAAUGUCCGAUCACUUCGGCUUAAGUGAGGACAACGUGCUCUACUAUGUGGGAACGAGGCCUCUGAGGAGUGACCAACAGCAAGAAGACGCGGUGAUGCGUCUAGUAGUACCCUCAACGAUGAUUCAAGAGGUACUACAGAACUGCCACGAAUCGUUAGAAGGCGGCCAUCAAGGGAUCAGAGUAAAGUUGGAUUAUUACUGGAUCGGUCUAUACGCGGACGUAGCGAAGCACGUGCGAUCCUGUCCUGACUGUACCUCAAGCAAAAGUCGACCAACGAUCCGUGGAUACUCUCCGGGGAACAUACUAGCGGAACGACCGUUUCAGGUUAUUUCGAUGGAUUUUGUAAUACCCUUACCAAAGUCUCGGCGGGGCAACACAGCGCUCUUACUAUUCCAAUGCGCAUUCACGGGGUAUGUGAUGGGCAAAACCAUCGCAGAUACGACUGUUCUGAGAGUGGCUCAAGCUUUGAGGAGUGCGUGUACCGGAGAUUCGGUGCACCCUCUCUCAUCAGACAUGACAGAGAUCAACGAUUCAUGA